This is a messenger RNA of Lactuca saligna, 483 nucleotides long. The record is from the annotation of a GenBank genome assembly. NCBI's taxonomy places the organism in Eukaryota, Viridiplantae, Streptophyta, Magnoliopsida, Asterales, Asteraceae.
AUGCAAACGGUAGACAUACCUUCCAAUGAAGGAUUGAUAGUUGAUGAUGAACCACACAACAUGUCAAUUGUCCUAUACUCCAAACCAUCUACCAUGACAUUUAGCAUUGAUCUCGAUGAUUACUCUCCUUCACCUCAAAAAUUGUCUCAAGAACAUGAUGAUACUCAAGAAGCUAAGUUCUCUUAUUUUCCACCUGAUCCUCCUCAAGACGAUGGUACUCCAGUAGAUACAAAUAAAGCAAAUACAUCUGAGCCUGAGGUUGAACGUUUUAGACUAACUGCCCAGAUGGUAGCUGAUGACUCACCAAAUAAGUUUGAGAAAAGGAGAAAAGAGAAACUAGAGUCACUCGACAAAAUUGCUAAUGAUGCACGAUUAAAAGCUCAACAGAAUAGAGCAAAGAUCGCAACGAAAGAAAAGGAACUCCUUCAACAACAAGAGAUGAAGGAUCCAUCUCUAAAAGUUCCAAGAAGGAAAGAUAUUUAG